Raphanus sativus (radish) is the source of this 1925-nucleotide messenger RNA. RefSeq names its product E3 ubiquitin-protein ligase XBAT33. Gene Ontology annotation, biological process: protein targeting to chloroplast. The transcript is spliced from 10 exons. Bases 189 to 1745 code for a protein of 518 amino acids. Gene Ontology annotation, molecular function: chloroplast targeting sequence receptor activity; protein binding. The record is from RefSeq and is a predicted model, not a curated record. Lineage: Eukaryota; Viridiplantae; Streptophyta; Magnoliopsida; Brassicales; Brassicaceae. Gene Ontology annotation, cellular component: chloroplast outer membrane.
UGUCUCCAUACGGACAAAAACUAGAGAGAGAUCGCGUGCUGUUUGAGUAUCACAUCUAAUCAAGGAUUCUUUACUCUCUCUAUCUCUGUGCAGCUUUCCACGACGGUUGACCUAAUUAAUCGUCACAUCAUCCAAUUGAAUUAGAGAGGGAAAGAGAGAGAGAGAAAAGAUUUAGAGAGAGAAGGAAGAUGGGAAACUCGUUUGGGUGUUCGGCGUCAGGGGAGAGAUUAGUAUCAGCGGCGAGAGAUGGUGAUUACGUGGAAGCGAAGAUGCUGCUAGAUUGCAAUCCUUGCCUCGCCAAGUACUCUACCUUCGGUGGUCUCAAUUCUCCUUUGCAUUUCGCCGCCGCUAAAGCCCACAACGAGAUCGUGGGGUUGUUGCUGGAGAAAGGAGCUGAUGUGAACUCCAGAAACUAUUGCGGCCAGACGGCAUUGAUGCAAGCAUGUAGAUACGGACACUGGGAAGUUGUGCAAACUCUUCUUCUCUUUCGUUGCAAUGUUACAAGAGCUGAUUAUUUAGCUGGAAGAACGGCGCUUCAUUUCGCUGCUGUCAACGGUCACGCCAGGUGUAUUAGACUCGUUUUGGCUGACUUUGUACCCAGUGAGCAACUUAACCCUCUUCCUGACUCUGGUGUCUUGGUCACACCUAGAAACAAAUCCGACCAAAGCGCAUUGUCUAAAUUUGUGAAUAAGGCGGCUGACGGUGGAAUCACAGCUCUUCACAUGGCUGCCUUAAACGGAUUGUUUGACUGCGUGCAGCUUUUACUUGAUCUUGAAGCCAAUGUUUCCGCUGUCACUUUUCAUUAUGGAACAUCAAUGGAUAUGAUUGGAGCAGGAAGCACGCCUUUGCACUAUGCCGCUUGUGGUGGGAAUCUUAAAUGUUGUCAGAUUCUCCUUGCAAGAGGGGCAAGAAAGAUGACAUUGAACUGCAAUGGGUGGCUACCAAUUGACAUAGCAAGGAUGUGGAGUCGUCAUUGGUUAGAACCUUUGCUUUCACCAAGUUCUGAUGUCGUCAUUCCACUCUUCCCUCGUUCCAACUACUUAUCUUUGCCUCUUUUAAGUAUACUCAACAUCGCUAGAGAGUUCGGGUUGCAGGCAGCAACCAUCACAGAUGAGGUUGAUAUCUGUGCCGUUUGCCUGGAGAGAACGUGCACUGUUGCUGCUGAAGGUUGUGAGCAUCAGCUAUGUGUGAGAUGCGCGUUAUAUCUUUGCUCCUCGAGCAAUGUCCCUUCGGUGACAGUUGAUCCUCCCGGUUCAAUUCCUUGUCCUCUUUGCAGACACGGAAUAGUCUCCUUUAAACGUCUCCCAAGCUCCCUGACCAGAGAACUGAAGUUGCCUAUGUCGCUUGGUUUCUGUGCGCCGUGUAUGCUCCACACUGGAGGAGACGCAAGAGAUCAAUCCUCACCGACCACAGAACAGCAACAGCGUAGUAGUAGCAAGACUCGAGCGGCCUCGGUUUCGUCUGAUAUGUUCUGUCCGGUGACGUGUAGUCCGUUCCCUUCAGUCAACAUCCCAAUGUGCACCUGCAGCGAUGGAACAUGUCCAAACUUUGAGACGCAUGGAGCAGAGAGAGAUAGCGAAGAACACGACGACGACGAGUCUUCUCCUCCUCCACGGGCAACGAAUGAGCAGGAGAAGGUAGAUGAAGGGCAGAGACUUGGGAAAACAACAACUUGCUCGAGUAUGUUUUGGGGAAGAAGAAGCUGUAGCAGAGAGAACCAAUGCAACUCAGAGAUCAAUGCCUGAUCACAAACAUUUCUAUGUACAGCGAGUGAGAGAGGGGAUUGAUGUAUACCUUGUUUAUUUCUUUUUAAUUGAGAUGAGAGCCUUUCUUAUAUUUGUUUCUACUUUUGAAGAGGGUUCAGAUAUAAAUUAUGGUGGAAGAUUUGUAAUUAUCAUCAUAAUGAUGGAGUCAUUUGCAAAAUC